This is a messenger RNA of Engraulis encrasicolus (European anchovy), 4164 nucleotides long. RefSeq names its product coiled-coil domain containing 187 (gene ccdc187). The transcript is spliced from 13 exons. The record is from RefSeq and is a predicted model, not a curated record. NCBI's taxonomy places the organism in Eukaryota, Metazoa, Chordata, Actinopteri, Clupeiformes, Engraulidae. Bases 420 to 3233 code for a protein of 937 amino acids.
UCCCGACUGACGGGUUUUCAUUGACAAAAAGUUGGGAUGUUCUCGAAACGUAUACGCUGCAUAUAAGGCACACUAGUAAUACAUUUCCACAGGGAAAGUCCUGUGAUAUAAUACGCAUUUAAACCAAGAAGUAGGUAGCCUCCAGUGAAAGGAAUUUGGCAAGGCUGAAUUUGGAAGCGAACCCUGGGAAGGAAGAACGUAGGUGGACGUGUUGUUGUUGGCGGUUGUGCGUGUCGUGGCGACAGCCAUUUGUCCCUGGCACUGCACAGCCAGACGGAGAGAGAGAGAGACGGCGACAGAGAGAGAGAGAGAGGGAGAGGCUGCAGCGGUAGCCUAGUCAGGCAUUCGGCUGUGUGGAUCUAUGCAAUGAAGAUCUGAGUAGGCUACUGGCCACUGCAGCCCUACUGAGGACGACAGCUAUGGCUGAGCUGGAGAUCGAUCAGUCUAACCUGCCCCGGGUGCAGGAGGUGCGCCAGUGUUUUGCUGUUUUGGAAGAUGGGGCUCUGGCUCAUAACCUGCAAGAACAGGAGAUUGAGCAGUAUUACACGGCCAAUGUGCAGAAGAGUCAGCUGGUGCAGAAUGAUAUCCGCAUAGCCCGCCGCCUGCAGGAUGAGGAGAGAGACCAGCUGCAGCACGUCUCACGCCAGCGGGAGGAGCAGGAUUCUGAGUAUGCACGCCUCAUUCAGGAGGAGCUAUGCAGGGGUGCAGAGGAGGCACACAGGAGAGAACAGGAGGACCAGCAAAUCGCCAAGCGAAUACAGGAAGAGGAAGAGUGCUACGCCAGACGGAGACCUGGAAGUCACGUGAGCGCCAACCGAGAUGCUUCCGGCCCCCCAGACGGGCGGUGGCCCGCUCAUGCCUGGCCUGGCGGAGUGCCUGAGGGGUCUCCCCGGGCUCGCCGCAGGGACCGACGCGUCCACCAUCGCCGCUACUCAGCCCACUCCAGAUACCCUCACUCCUCCUCUCCUCCAUCUUCCUCUCCGUACGACUCCCCUUCCGAAUCAUCGUCGCCACCACCGUCCCCUCUUCCGCGGUCUCCUCCACCCGACUACUCCACGUACGACAGGCGAACCGAGCAGCGAUGCAAUGACUGCGACGCCGACUUCGAUCACAGGCCCUCGAGACGCAGGAGCAGGCCGGCCCCAAUAGUGGGCACGGCGGAAUCGGAAGUUGGAUCGGCCGUAGGAUCGGCCGUAGACUCGGUCGUAACAGCGGCCACGUCGUCGUCAUCAGCAAGCGCUGCGUUCUCGGGCAGCUGGGCGGACGCCCUGAGGUUGAUCAAGCAGGACAUGAGCGAGCAGGGUUAUGUGGCAGUCACGGACCAGGCCCAGCCCCAGGCGUCGCCCCUCCAAAGGCUGGAGAGGGUAGUGCAGAGCGAACAGCGGAGAGAAGAGAAACGCCAUCACCAUGACCCCCAUCACCGCCACCAGGAUCAUCGGAGUCAGGAGGGAGGCAGCUGUAGAGGGGAGGGAAGCACAGUGGUGGGAUGGGAGGGAGUGGAGUAUGGAGACAGACAAGGGGGGAGGUGGGAACAGGCACAGGACUUGGAAGGGGGUGACAGAGAGCACAGGUGGGAGCCCAGGGAAGGGAGGGCGAGUAGUAGUCGGGGGUGGGAGGAGAGAGUCUGGAGGUCCGAGCCCAACAGGCCUCUCCGACACUCGGCCAGCAUGCGUUGCGAUGGCCAACGGUCACGGCAAUUGGAGCGCGUCGGAAGCUGGGCCUCCAGGGACAGCGGCGACCGUCGCGUGCACUUUCAGGACGACAGGGGGCGCUGUAAUAGUUACCAUGGGGAUAACGGAUGGGCACGAGAGGGGCGCGAGGGGCUCAGGGAUGGAAGUGGGAAUGGGUUUAGUUACCACGGAGAUCCUCAUUGGUCUAGCAGCCGUAGCAGGAACACUCAGCUGACAAGCUCAGCUGAUGGUGACCAUUGGCAACAGCGUGCCCCGCCCCUGCAGCGGAACGCCUUCGCCAGGCGCAGUUACCAUGGCGGCGACGCUGCCAAGCUGAGCCGGCAGCCGUCCUUCCAGAACGGCCGGCGACACGACCCCCGACGGCAGUCCUUCCAAAAUGGCCGCAGCCGGGAUUACCAUGGAAACGGAGGCUUUGUUGCCGUGGUGGAGGAGGAGGAGGAGGAGGACAGCAGGUUCAGGCAUCACCGAGCCUCCUUCUCACGCUGCAUCCCAGAGGAGAACGGAAGAGGAGAACGGCUGGAGGAGGAGGCGGCCAGCCUGAGGGAGCGAGCGGCCUGGGAGAGAAGGAGCUACAGAGGGUACAGGGAGCAUGAAGCCCCCUCCUACCACCACCAUGGGCACCGGAGAUCAGAGAGACAUAGGAGAGAGGACCAUGGAAGCCAGCACUGGCAUGGGGAGCACAGAGAAUCUGGACGCCAUAGCCACAGUAGACAUUGGCGUCAGGGGAGGGGUGGCGAGGAAGGUUUCAGCUCUGACGAGGAAGAGGAGAUGGAGGAUGAGGAUGAGGAGGAGGGCAUGUGGGACAGGAGAGUGGACAGGCACACCGCACCUCCACACAGACCCUCACACACAGGUGUGCCUGCGAGAGGCAGGGCGCCCCCUCUGGCCAUGGGGGAGCUACAGCAGGUGCUACUGGAUGAAGAGCUGGCUCGCAGACUACAGGAGGAGGAGGGCGUGACCACGAGGAGUCCGAGGGCCUCGUCGCCCCCCAGAAGGACUUGUGUUGAUGGGGACUUCAGGGUUGCCCAGGUGGCCCAGGAUGAGGAGAUCGCCCGCUUCAUCCAGAAGCAGGAGAUGAGGUCGGGUCACGGCUGGGAGGAAGCGGACGCUUCAGGGGGCUCCAGUCCUAACGCUGGAGAGGCCUGCAUGGGGGCGCCCCGAGACUGGAGGGCUGCCAGACACAGACAGCAGAGGGAGCGUCUGGAUUCCCAAGGCCUUCCCUCCCCCCCAGAGGACUAUCCUCCAGACGACCCACCAUCCAGCCCCGUCGCCAUGGCACUUCAGCACCCACCUCUCCGCAAUAUUGCUGAGGACCUUGACCCAACAUUCCAGGCGAAGAGGAGUGCCAAUGUCCGAACAGGAAACACAGAUACAGUUUCGCAAGAUCAUCCUCCACAUCAGACUCAGCAGGGCGGCUACGGUGGCCGAGAGGAGACAAACUUUGUGCCGCCUACCAAGCGGCCCAAUGAGAAACUGGGUGCAACCAAAGCCAAAGAGAAGAAGGAGAACUCGAAGCAAAAGGAAAAUUGCAAACAGCAGUGAGGUCUGGUGAGCACAGGUUGUAGUUAUUUUGCAGUUACUCACUCCACAUCAGUCUUGAUUUACACCUCCAUAUUUGAGUCGGCAUUCCUGUUAAGAUAUUCGCUUUGCGCCUUUUCAGUACAGUCAUGGAACAUUAAGUUUCCUUGCUGGCAUAAACAUUGUAUUCUAUUUACUUUUUGUAUUUUUUGUUUUUCUUUUUAUAACCCGUCAGUGGGUUAUUGCAGAGGUGUAUGAGAGCCAAGGGAAGACAGAAUUUGGGAGACCGAAAUCUUAAUUCCAAGUAGAGAAUGUUGAGACCGUGAUCUACAUUGCUACUUUUCUCAGGAGGUCUUCCAAGGGCAUUGAGUUCAUUUGAACUGAAAUUUCCUGUUACACAAUAAGUCAAUAGGGAUUUUGUACAUUUUUCAAGUUUUUUGUUUUUUGUUUUCUUUUCAGUUAUUGAAAAAAAAAGCCUGGUCGAUGUUUACCCUGCUUUUUGUCGGGUACAACCGUGUCGUUAUAGGAUGAACUCACAUUUAUAAACCAUGUGCUGCUUAACCACCUGGUUUAGUUCUAGAAUCAAGAAGCAGUCCAUACAUUUUGUAGUUAUUCAACUAUGAAGAGAUGAACAAGUUGUGCAUCAAUGCGUCCAUUUGUAAAAGUCAGGUAACUUUUCUUUUUUUAAUGAUCCUUAUGUUUGUGUCAGUUAUGUAUAUGUAUAUAUUACAUUAAAAUGGUGCUUGGAGAGAAGGAUGUAGGACUGAACUCUUUAUGGUCUACACAUGUUUAUGUAUUUACUAUAUUUUGACUUUGAAAGGGAAAGGUGGCUUUUUGUCAAAAUACACAACUGGAAUUUGUUGUAUGGUUGGCAUCUUAUGAACGCUUUAACCCAUAAUUUAUCAUUCAUGUGUAUGUCAUAUCUGGAAUGUGGAAAUAAAUGUACAUCCACACU